Messenger RNA from Vitrella brassicaformis, 534 nucleotides. Lineage: Eukaryota; Vitrellaceae. The record is from the annotation of a GenBank genome assembly.
AUGAGGGGAGGUGUUGUGAGGAUUCGCAAGCAGCAAUGAGUCACGCAGCGAAGGCAAACACAUCUGCACGCCGUAGCCGACCACGGUACGACCGUGCACCACCACCGCACACCACCCUGCAUGACCAAACCAAGCGCUGCAGCACACCACCACAACACACCCCUGGAACCAACACGUUCGUUUCCCAUGCUCUCCUCCUCUGUGUAUGCAGGUGAUGCCACCGUGAGGGAGUCGGCCAUCGGCCACCCGCGUCGCCAGGUGUUCGAGGUCGGCCAGCGGCAGCAGUUCCUCCUUAAGAAGACACCCCCCGAGCACCAGAGGGGGGACGGUGACGCCCUCGAUGGCGGCGAGAAGCCGUCGCCCGCUGUCCUUGGUGUUGAGGGUGCCAGUCAAGGGAGGGCGGGGUUGAGGAUCGCCCACAGCAGGAGGUGGAUGACAACAAAGGUAUGCAACAAUUAAGACACCAACAACAAACACACACAUGGGAUGGAUGGACCAUUUACCACUGUGCUGCGUGGGCGUGUUUCGUACAGU